AUGUCGGAUUUCGAGUCUGAUCUCGCAUCGGACCCAGGUCCUGAUCCCUUCUCCUCGCCGGCGGCUAUUCCAGCUUCUUCGGACGGCGUCCGUCGGAGCUCUCGCCUGGCUACUCUACAGAGUCCAUGCCCGGGCGGCGCGGCGUCGGACGGGCUCAUUCUGCAGCUCCGGAAUCGCGGAAUCGUGGCGGCUUCAGGGUUACCUUCUCCGGACCUCCGUGAGCUGGCUGCCCAGGCGGGCAGCAUUUCUCCGGUUCCCUCGCCUCCUGCUCCAGCGGCGGUUCGAGGUCGGAAGCGGUCGGCGAAGGCGAUCGCCCUUCCCCGUGCCCCACCGAAGAAGCGCGGAGCGGCCCCUCUCAGCCAGGCGGCUGUUGCGGGCGUGCCAAGUGGGUCAUUUGACACAAGUCUUAUCCUCGCUUCCCUUCAAUCCCUGGCCGGCUCUCUUCAGUCCAUGGACGCGAGGUUGCAGUCCAUCGAAGCUUCGCCCGCUUUCAUCAGGUCCACGACCGCCACCACCGCUGUGGCUUCGUUGUCUCUGCCGGCGCACGGGUUUCCUCUGCCUGAGUUUUCCCUGGCCACCUCUGCUCCGGCGCCUUUUUUAGGUAGGCCAUAUAUUCCCGCUGCUGCUAAUAUCUCUGCCCACUUGCGGGCGAAAAUCUUGCAGGGAAAGGACGUGAAUCUGGUGAGCCUUAUUCUGCCUUCCCCCGAAUGCGAGAGGGAUGUGGUGUCCGGGGAUGGGUUCUCCGCGGUGUUCAAGUCCGCGGACCCCAGGCUGUGCAAAGAACUGUCCAUAGGGCAGUUCUUGGUGGCGUUCGGGUUGUUUCGGGAGGUUAUCUGCUCCGUGUACCCGGACCGGAGGGCUGAACUGGAUUCUUAUCUGGCGCUGAUCGGGGACCUUAACCUGAAGUAUGGGAGGAAUAUUUUCUUCCAUUACCAUAAGGCAUUCUCCAGUAAGGCUGCGUUGCAUCUCGCUAGGUCUAACGUCCGGGUGGACUGGUCGGUGGUGGAUCUCGAGCUCCUCGUGAUGCUCGUGGGCGGCGCGCAGGUCAUUGCUUGCUCCGCUUGCGGCGCUCAGGGCCACAUGGCCGCCCUGUGCCCCGUGGCGGCGUUUCGCCUGGGCCCAGGUGCCGCCUCUCUGCCCCCUCUCCGUGGUUCCCCGCCCGGCGGCCCCUCCCGCAGACGUCAGGUUCCGCAGAAUUACAAUCCUCCACUCCCACUUAAUGAAGGGGGAUCGUCCCUUGUCCAAAGGGUGGUUUAGGCAACAUCUGGAGACAGUUCUCCUCAAAUCUGGUCUUCGCCGCAGCAUUAUUCAGGGCAUUCAUUCAGGAUAGGG
Perca fluviatilis (European perch) is the source of this 1332-nucleotide messenger RNA. RefSeq lists its product as uncharacterized. Lineage: Eukaryota; Metazoa; Chordata; Actinopteri; Perciformes; Percidae. The transcript is spliced from 2 exons. The record is from RefSeq and is a predicted model, not a curated record. The coding region runs from base 1 to 1257 and encodes 418 amino acids. Gene Ontology annotation, molecular function: nucleic acid binding; zinc ion binding.